Periophthalmus magnuspinnatus is the source of this 1053-nucleotide messenger RNA. It is a transcript of the gene tfam, whose product is annotated as transcription factor A, mitochondrial. Bases 168 to 1025 code for a protein of 285 amino acids. The transcript is spliced from 7 exons. The record is from RefSeq and is a predicted model, not a curated record. Gene Ontology annotation, molecular function: transcription cis-regulatory region binding. NCBI's taxonomy places the organism in Eukaryota, Metazoa, Chordata, Actinopteri, Gobiiformes, Gobiidae.
AAGCGGAACUGUGCCUUCCCAUCAUGCUUUGACAGAGAAGUCAAGGCGCCUUUUGCAGCCCCCCCUUCCACAAACUACUAGCAAAGGGUCUUUUAUGUCUAAAGUUGUAAUACGAGGCUUUGUAAGACGGUGGGUUUGCUUGAUAAAACAGUAAAAAUCUCUUGGUCAUGAUGGCGCCGUCCAGUCUUGUGUCUGCAGCUGCUAGCCUUUGGGCUAAAUGCUUCAGUGUCUUCUCCUGCACAACUACUGUUGCGAGGACCAACAGUUUUCUCCCCACCUCCUCCAUCUGUGCAAAGUGGCUUAGCACUGUGGCCAGUGGGCCACCAAAAAGACCCCUAAAUGCAUACAUGCGAUAUGUUUUGCAGCAGCAGCCCAUCAUGGUCAGACUGCACCCAGAGAUCAAGUCUGUGGAUGUCAUUAGGAAAAUUGCUCAACAGUGGAGGACACUAAGCCCCGAACAGAAAAAACCUUUUGAAGAGGCUUCUGUCAAAGCCAGGGAGCAGUUUAAAGUGGACUUCCAGCACUACAUGGCUCAACUGACCCCAGCACAGGAGAAGCAGCAGGCUUUGGACAAGAAACAGAGACUCGCCAAACGGAAGGCCAUUCGCAAGAAACGGGAGUUGACUUCUCUUGGAAAACCAAAGCGUCCCCGUUCUCCAUUUAACAUAUACAUGUCGGAGCACUUUGAAGAGGCCAGAGGAGCCACCACACAGGCAAAGAUGAAGUCACUGAUGCAAGACUGGAGAAAUCUGUUUAGCCACCAGAAGCAGGUUUACACACAAUUGGCUGAAGAUGACAAAAUCCGCUACAAAAAUGAAAUGAAAUCAUGGGAAGAGCACAUGGUGGAAAUAGGACGAGAUGAUUUGCUCCGUGAGCAAACUCUGUCCAGAAGGAGCCGAAAAACCACAACCAAAGCCAAGAAAAAAGUUGUAAAAGGAGCAACGGGAAAAGCCAAAACUACUAAAAAGAAGACAACAAGCAGCAGCACCACCAGUAAAACAGCUAAAACGUCCAAAAAGACAUAAGAUGUGCCACUUAAAACAAAAUAUUAGU